Messenger RNA from Ilex paraguariensis (yerba mate), 206 nucleotides. Lineage: Eukaryota; Viridiplantae; Streptophyta; Magnoliopsida; Aquifoliales; Aquifoliaceae. The record is from the annotation of a GenBank genome assembly.
AUGGAUGGUUAUGAACUAUUUGAGAAUUCUUCAAGUUUAGAGGAAUUUCAUGGACUAGAAAUUAUUUCCCAAAGUGCUCCUAUACGUGGGAAAGCUUGUAGUAUAUCAGAAGAUGAAACACUUUGUAGAUCAUGGUUGGCCAUAUCCCAAGAUCCGAUUUUCGAUAACACCCAAAGUAAGGCGGCAUCCUGGGAUCAUGUUCUUGG